AUGGCCUCCCUUAGCGAAGGGCUAUUCAAGUCACUCCCAGCGCCAAAAUACACAGGUGAAAAUGAGGAGCUUCCAGCACACGCUCAACGACGCGGACCAAGGGUAGUAGGUGCUGAUGCCAUUGAUGAGACUCAAAUAGUGGUGAAGGUAAGUGGUUUUGUUUCAUGCUUUUUCAUGGGCUUUGGCUCCCUCUGUUCUUCGUUCGUCUCUAAUGGAGUCUUAUUCUUGCAGAGGGCUGGCCCGCCACCGUAUGGAAAACGCGUAGGAUGGAGACCGCGGUCGCUGGAAGAUUUUGGAGACGGCGGCGCAUUCCCUGAGAUUGCUGUUGCCCAGUAUCCCCUCGAUAUGGGCCGCAAGGAUGCUGCAAAUAAGUCGAAUGCUCUAGCCCUGCAAGUCGAUGCUGAGGGUAAAGUCAAGUAUGACUCCAUAGCAAAGCAGGGCCAUAACGAGAACAGAAUCGUACACGCAUCGUUUAAGGAUUUGAUCCCGUUACGGCAAAGAGUGGACAUGGGGGAGAUUUCUCUGGACAGGCCUUCACAAGAAGAAGUCAAUGCGCAGAUGGAAAAGACGAAGGCUGCCCUUGAGAAAUUGGUUACCGGAGCAGUUUCGGCCCAGAAACCGAAGAACGUCGCCACAGGCAAGAGGAGCGAACCUACAUUUGUUCGAUAUACCCCUGCAAACCAGAUGGGCAAUACCAACCGCAAAAAUGAUCGGAUUAUGAAAAUUGUGGAAAAGCAGGUUGAUCCUCUUGAGCCUCCGAAAUUUAAACAUAAGAAAAUCCCACGGGGCCCUCCGUCACCACCUCCGCCCGUUUUACAUUCUCCUCCAAGAAAACUCACUGCUGAAGACCAGGAAGCGUGGAGGAUUCCCCCACCGGUAUCAAAUUGGAAAAAUCCAAAGGGCUACACGGUUCCCCUUGAUAAGCGAUUGGCUGCUGAUGGUAGAGGGUUACAAGAUGUUUCGAUCAACGAUAAAUUUGCUCAAUUCGCAGAAGCGUUGUUCACUGCUGAUCGACACGCUCGAGAGGAAGUAAAGCAACGAGCACAGAUGCAACAAAAGUUGGCUGAGAAGGAAAAAGCCAAGAAGGAAGAGCAUCUACGGCAGCUUGCCCAAAAGGCAAGAGAGGCAAGAGCUGGAGCUUCUAGCAGUCGUAAUGAAUCCCGUGCCAGAUCCAGAUCCCGCAGUGGCAGUAGAAGCCCUUCCCCAUAUUCUUCUAGAUCACCUACUCCAGACGAGGAAGACGAAGCUGUCCGAGAACGUGAGAGGAGACGCCGCGAACGACGCCAGGAAGAUGAAAGAAAACUACGUCAGUCUAGAAUGGGCGCCGAGCGCCGUGUUCAAGUUAUGGCCCGGGAACAGAAUCGAGAUAUUUCCGAAAAGAUUGCUUUGGGAUUGGCAAAACCGACACAGAGCAAGGAAACCAUGUACGAUUCUCGACUUUUCAACCAGACCAGUGGAUUGCAGAGUGGUUUCAAUGAGGAUCAACCCUAUGAUAAGCCUCUUUUUGCUGCCCAGGACGCCAUUAACAGUAUAUACCGUCCUCGUGCUCAAAUGGAUGAUGAUGAUGAGAAUGCUGGAGGAGCAGAAAUGGAUCGAAUAAACAGAGGCAAUCGCUUUGAGGUCCUAGGGCGUGCUAAGGAAGGGUUCAAAGGAACUGAGGACGCUGAGGCUCGCGAAGGUCCUGUGGAGUUUGAAAAAGAUACCGCGGAUCCCUUUGGCAUCGACGGAAUGAUUGCCGAAGUUACUGGUGGUCAAUCUUCCGGUGGGCAGAAAAGAUAUGGUAUCCAGGAGGCGGAAUCCAGUCAGAGAGGCUCAAAACGAGCGCGAGUAGAUGACGAUGAAGACGAUGACCGCCAUCGAAGGAGAUAA
Messenger RNA from Trichophyton verrucosum HKI 0517, 1869 nucleotides. RefSeq lists its product as uncharacterized. Bases 1 to 1869 code for a protein of 622 amino acids. The record is from RefSeq and is a predicted model, not a curated record. Gene Ontology annotation, biological process: mRNA splicing, via spliceosome. Gene Ontology annotation, cellular component: spliceosomal complex. The transcript is spliced from 2 exons. NCBI's taxonomy places the organism in Eukaryota, Fungi, Ascomycota, Eurotiomycetes, Onygenales, Arthrodermataceae.